Molecule: messenger RNA, 610 nt
Organism: Ichthyophthirius multifiliis
Lineage: Eukaryota; Ciliophora; Oligohymenophorea; Hymenostomatida
Exons: 4
Source: RefSeq, a predicted model, not a curated record
UAAAACAAAAUAAAGACACUUAAAAUAAAUAAAAACCAUUGAAAAAUAAAAGAAUUAUUAUACCGAUGAACAAAGGAAAAUUCUAACUCAAUCAAUUAGUUUAUGCAAAAAUAUAAGGAUAUCCUUGGUGGCCAGCAAUUAUUGGCUAAUAAAAAUAAAAAAUUGAAAAUGGCAUAAAAAAAAUCGAAUAUUUUGUUAAUUUUAUCGGUCAUAAUUCAUACUCCAUAUUAAAUGAAGAAAAAAUAUAAAAAUAUAAUACUAAAAUGGUUGAUUAAAAAUAUAAAAAAAAUAAAAAUUAUAUCAAAUCUUUAGAAAUCGCCGACCAAAUAAACCAAGGAAAAUACACAUAUGACGAUUGGAAAACAAGUUUUAUAGUAUAAAAAUUAAACUAGAAAAAUGCUAUUAAUAAUAGCUUUAGUACAUCUAAUAUUAAUAAUUUAAGUACUUUAAGCAAUUCUGAAUCUACAAAAUUUCCUUAAAUUUUGGAAAAUUUAUCUGAAUAAGAAAUAAUAAGCAAUUAAUAAUAAUUAAAAUCCAAAGUGGGUAAAGUGAAAAAAAUAACCAAAUAAAAAUUAAAUAAACCAAAAAAGUCGCAUAGUAUAAAAAAAAU